GGCGGCCGCGGUCCUGGCCGAGCCCUCGGCGCGGACGGCGGGAGAGCGGGAUAGCCGCGCCGUGGCUGACCGCGGCGGGGAGGCGAAGAGACGUGCUGAAACGCGCGUGUUGGACGUGGGGCUAACGCCGUGGCACGUAGGUGGCUACACUAGGAGAGGAAAUUGGGUUCCCAACAAAACACAAUUGCGUUCAUGCAAACUUAAGUAGUGCAUCUGUAAGAAAAAUAUGGAUUUGGGAUCACAUUCCACUUUAAAUGAACACCUGCAAAAGACAGAAAUUCCAUCUGGAUCACAAGAUAAAGUUGCAGUUCUUGAUUCUGGACCAGAAAAAGCUGAACUUCAGUUGGCUGUGGAUCCUGUAGCAACAUCAAACUUAUCUGUUAAAGCACCUGAAUUUUAUCCACCAGGAUACAACCAGAACUUCAAUCAGAAUUUCACAGAUUCUUCCUUUGAAGAUCGAUGUGAUGGCUAUCUGACUCUGGCGGAAUAUAUACAAGACUUCCUAAAUCACCUCACGGAGCAACCAGGCUGUUUUGAAACAGAAAUAGAGCAGUUUGCUGAAACACUGAAUGGCUGGGUUAUCGCAGAUGAAGCUUUACAAGAACUUGUUGAACUUAUCUAUCAGCAGGCCACAUCUGUCCCAAAUUUUUCAUACAUGGGAGCACGGUUGUGUAACUAUCUAUCUCACCAUCUAACCAUUAGUCCACAAAGUGGGAAUUUCCGACAGUUGCUGCUUCAAAGGUGUCGAACUGAGUAUGAAAACAGAGAUGAAGCUACUAAAGGGGAUGAGACUACUAGAAAACAAUUUCAUGCCUUUGUGCUGUUCUUAGCUGAGCUUUAUCUUAACCUAGAGAUUAAAGGAACAAAGGGACAGGUUACACGGGCAGAAAUUCUUCAGGAAGGCCUUCGGGAAUUACUGAAUGCACUCUUCUCUAAUCCUGUGGACAGUAAUUUGAUAUGUGCAGUGAAACUGCUGAAGUUGACAGGUUCUGUUUUAGAAGAUGCCUGGAAAGAAAAAGGAAAGAAUGAUAUGGAGGAAAUGAUUCAGAGAAUUGAAAAUGUUGUGUUGGAUGCAAACUGUAGCAGAGAUGUGAAACACAUGCUUCUGAAACUAGUAGAACUGCGAUCUAGUAAUUGGGGUAGAGUUCAUGGAACAACUCCACAUGCAGAAGCUACCCCUGAAAAUGACCCAAACUAUUUUAUGAAUGAACCAACAUUUUACACCUCUGAUGGUGUUCCUUUCACUGCAGCAGACCCAGAUUAUCAAGAAAAAUACCAAGAGCUACUCGAAAGAGAGGAUUUGUUUCCAUAUUAUGAAGAAAAUGGAGCAGAUCUGUCAGGACCUGGAGAGCUGUAUUUUGAUGAGAUUGAUGAUGAGAUGGAUCCAGAAAUUGAAGAAGCAUAUGAAAAAUUCUGUCUAGAAUCAGAACAUAAGAGAAAACAAUGAGAUGUUAUGUAUUAAUGUUAGUUUACUUAACCACUUUAGGUAUGUUUAGAGUGAAGGGGGACACAAAACAUUUGUACCAAAAUGAGAAACUUGCGUUUCUCCGAGUACUAAUGUUACACAAUUUCCAUUUUGUUUAACAGAAUCUGCCAAAAAUUGUAAACUUAUGCCCUGUAACUUAAAAUGUUGUGUAUAUAUCAUAGUUUAUUUUGUGAAAAAUGUUUUUUGAACAAUGUUUUGGCUGCAAUAAAAAUUAUUUAAAAGUUA
This is a messenger RNA of Hirundo rustica (Barn swallow), 1711 nucleotides long. RefSeq names its product poly(A) binding protein interacting protein 1 (gene PAIP1). Gene Ontology annotation, molecular function: translation activator activity; protein binding; RNA binding. NCBI's taxonomy places the organism in Eukaryota, Metazoa, Chordata, Aves, Passeriformes, Hirundinidae. Gene Ontology annotation, biological process: regulation of translational initiation. The coding region runs from base 227 to 1447 and encodes 406 amino acids. The transcript has 12 exons. The record is from RefSeq and is a predicted model, not a curated record.